CGGAAGCUGACGGGGGCGGGGGCGGAGGCGGCGGCGGAGGCGGAGGCGCCUCGGGCCCGCGGGGGUUGCGGCUCUGUCCUCGACUCUCGGCUCGUCCGGCUCACGCCCGGCAGCAAUGCAUCCCCCGCCUCCGGGCCCGUUGGGCGACUGCCUGCGGGACUGGGAGGAGCUCCAGCAGGACUUCCACGGCAUCCAGGAGACCCACCGGCUGUACCGCCUGAAGCUGGAGGAGCUGACCAAGCUGCAGAACAACUGUACCAGCUCCAUCACUCGGCAGAAGAAGCAGCUCCAGGAGCUGGCCCUUGUCCUGAAGAAAUGUAAACCCUCCCUCCCGUCAGAGGCCAAGAAAGCUGCGCAGGAGCUGGAAAACCAGAUCAAGGAGCGACAAGGCCUUUUCUUUGAUAUGGAGGCCUACUUGCCCAAGCAGAAUGGGUUGUAUCUGAGCCUGGUUCUGGGCAAUGUCAACGUGACACUCCUGAGCAAGCAGGCUAAGUUUGCCUACAAAGACGAGUACGAGAAGUUCAAGCUCUACCUCACCAUCAUCCUCAUCCUCAUCUCCUUCACCUGCCGCUUCCUCCUCAACUCCAGGGUGACAGACGCUGCCUUCAACUUCCUGCUGGUCUGGUAUUAUUGCACCCUGACCAUCCGUGAGAGCAUCCUCAUCAACAACGGCUCCCGGAUCAAAGGCUGGUGGGUUUUCCAUCAUUACGUGUCCACGUUCCUGUCAGGAGUCAUGCUGACAUGGCCCGACGGCCUCAUGUACCAGAAGUUCCGGAACCAGUUCCUGUCCUUCUCCAUGUACCAGAGCUUCGUGCAGUUCCUCCAGUAUUACUACCAGAGCGGCUGUCUGUACCGCCUGCGGGCCCUGGGCGAGAGGCACACCAUGGACCUCACUGUGGAGGGCUUCCAGUCCUGGAUGUGGCGGGGCCUCACCUUCCUGCUGCCCUUCCUCUUCUUUGGACACUUCUGGCAGCUUUUUAACGCGCUGACGUUGUUCAACCUGGCCCGGGACCCCGAGUGCAAGGAGUGGCAGGUGAGCCGGGCCCUUGGAGAGGACGCCGGGAGGGCCGGGCCUGGCUUCUGUCUUGACCCCGAUUCCUCCCCCAGGUGCUCAUGUGUGGCUUCCCCUUCCUCCUCCUCUUCCUCGGCAACUUCUUCACCACCCUGCGGGUUGUACACCAGAAGUUCCACAACCAGCAGCACGGGAGCAAGAAAGAAUGAGGCUGGGCCUUUCCCACCUGCCGGCAUAGCUCUCUACUGCACCCCCGGCCUGGAAGGGGCUUCUGAACCCCAUGUGUUGAGGGGGUGGGGGCUCCUCUUGUCUGGGAGGGUCUGUCUGCUCUCCCCUGGGUUUUGUGGGCUCUGUGGGCCCUGAAGGCGGCGCUGGAGAGGAAGACCCGGGCCUGUGUCUCCGUCUGCGGGAGCCGGGGGCCAGCGGCCUCAAUAAAGGGCGAGAGGCUCAGA
Molecule: messenger RNA, 1464 nt
Organism: Physeter macrocephalus (sperm whale)
Lineage: Eukaryota; Metazoa; Chordata; Mammalia; Artiodactyla; Physeteridae
Gene: TMEM120A
Product: transmembrane protein 120A
Exons: 11
Coding region: 116-1375 (419 amino acids)
Biological process (GO): fat cell differentiation
Cellular component (GO): membrane
Source: RefSeq, a predicted model, not a curated record